Messenger RNA from Alternaria atra, 2988 nucleotides. RefSeq lists its product as uncharacterized. Lineage: Eukaryota; Fungi; Ascomycota; Dothideomycetes; Pleosporales; Pleosporaceae. The coding region runs from base 1 to 2988 and encodes 995 amino acids. Gene Ontology annotation, molecular function: protein binding. The record is from RefSeq and is a predicted model, not a curated record. The transcript has a single exon.
AUGCCCCGGUUCCGCGUCCCCAAUGCUAGCCUCAUCGCCAGUGCGGAUCUCCCCAUCCUUCCGUUCCUCGCCCCGAGAGUCUUUGCAGAGUCAUCUAUACCGAGAAGGAGCAGGCAACGCCAUGCAAGGAGCGACACAAUCCACCAAGAAGAGAAGAAGACGGCAAAACAUGUAGAGCAAGGCACGCGGGUGGAAUGUGAAGAAGGCAUGUCAGAGAUCCGACAGGUGAUUGGAACAGCAUGUCGCAAGCAACGCAUACAAGACGCUUCUGCUACGGAGCUUCUGCAGACGUCUGGUCAUUGGAGGAUAGGAACAGACCGUCCGGUUUCUGCCAAUCGUCUUUAUGCUGAGAUAUCGAAUCUCACUCGCCAAUAUGCCCGAUCAUAUGCAACGAUCGCAUCCAACAACCAAGGCGUAGCUGAGGGAAAGAAGUCCUCACGACGCCGAGCUCGCCGGGUACAACCUACUCGCUCUUCGUCCCCGUCGGCCCUUGUUCAAAACGGACCUAUACGAGCCAUAGCACGGGCAAAGGCCCGUUCCAUAGAAGAAGCGCGACUUUACAACUACUUGUCCAGACUACCCCCCUGGUUUACAAGUAGAAGGCACAUGACACAAGGCCAAUACAGGUCUCUUUCGCGGCGCGUGACAAAUCUCAUUCGCUGGGAUUUAACGCAUCUAGACCUGACGAGGGCAGCUGAUGGUGGGCUUCAUUACGCAUUUGCAGCACUGGAUCGAUCACUCUAUCCAUCUCUACGAAGGCACACACGUAGAGUCACUAUAAAACAUGAUCCUCGAUGUGUUCGGUUGAGUUGGAAACUUUUUACGCCUGGUACUCCUGGAACCUCUUCAACUCUGCACCAAGUGUGGCGAAAUUGGGUAGCACUUGAUGUUUCGACACGGAAAGCCUACGCCCAUCGGUUGCUCAUUUAUCUCCUCGAUCGUCAACCUGGCCGUGCUUUACCCUUCACACAAGUUUUGGCCAACGAUCCACUCUUGCGAAACCGAAAGACUGAAACUAUCGCGGAUGCUCUCGGUCAUCUCGCUCAGCUCCAUACACAAGGACUGUAUGAUAACAAAAGUUGGGGCGCCGACCCAGAGGCACACAAGCGCCUAUUUGUCCCGGCAUUCGUGCACGUCUUCAAAAAGUCAUUAGCUGGCCGGAUCGGUGUCUGUUCUCAAGACCUGUUGUACAACCUAGUCGAGCUAGCCACAACGGAGGACCUGAAGAAGGUGUUUGACUGUCUCGUGAAACACAGGGCACGCAUGGGAUUCGACACUGUGCUGCACUAUGCAACCGCGUUUGGGCAGGCUGGCGAAGUGCAGUAUGCAUUGAAAUGUCUCGACUUGCUCACAGCCAGACAUACGGCUACAGCUUGGGAGGUUAUGGUGGAGCGCAAAAGACUCCGAUGGACGUGCGCUGUCAUACUGCGAAAGAGUAUGAGUGCAAGUCAAGACUUUCAUCAGACCCCGGUUGUCGUCGCUGCUAUCGUACGCUUGGGUAUCAAGAUGGACAUACUUCUUUACAACGUCGUCAUGCACAACGCUAUGGAGGCCGGAGACUACGCUACGGCCUUCAAGGUAUACAAUUCCUUGGAGAACAACGAUAUACAGCCAGACAAGCACACCUUCUCGAUAAUGCUUCACGGAUGUACCAUGCAAGACAACCCAGCAUUCUUCCAAACUUUCGCACAACAUUGUGCCGAUAUAGCAAAAGAUAUCCAGGACCCAUGGCUAGCAGCAGACUAUCUCUACUACCUUCAGGUACGCCACAAAGGUGAUGAGGACGUCGAACGUACCUCAGCCUUGCUAUGGCAGUCCUAUGCCGAACAUUUCUCAGUAGCGCCACUGCAGUCCUUCAUUGGCUACGGAACUCCAGACCUAAGGAAAGCCAGCAUCUCACAAAAUUCGUCUGCUCUUGGCUCUAUGUUGUUAACCCCUCCACCGGUAGCGAUGUACAUUAUGCUGCAAACAGAGAUCCGAUCAGCGUUGGCGAUUAGCAAUACGCGAGUCUACAACCUUUAUCUCAAGUUCAAGUCGGUCGUGGAAGAAGGAGGAGAUCCAGAAUUUGAUGCGGUGGUUCAAGAUCCAAUGAUCUGGAACGCUUUCCUCUUCGCCUUUUGUCAAAAACAGCAAUUUGCAAACGCAUCUCAGCUCAUUCAAGAUAUGACGGACGGCCCAGCAAAGCCCAACAUCUACAGCUGGACUAUCUUUAUGCAGGCUUUCUUUAAAACGGGUCAAGUGCAAGCGGCAGAACGUGUCUUUCAGAUCAUGCGAAGCAGGGGUGUCGAUCCUGACCAGUUCACAUGGGGAGUUUUGCUGCGAGGGUAUGCAAAAGCACAACUUGUUGACCGGAUCGGCGAUACUAUACCGCAUCUUGACGCUGAACAGGAAUUAGACCCUGAUUUGCUAAGGCAUUUCGCGAAAGUAGUGGACCGGAAGAAGCUGAUGGGCGUAUUGGAGGAGAACAGACUUCAUAGAGAGGCGAGUGCGCUGGAGAAAGCGAAUCGAGAGGCUGAAGAAGAGCGAUCCAGGUGGUGGGACGAGCUCGCAGAUGGCGAAGCAGCAACAAGAAGCGAUAUUUCUCCAGUCCAACUUGACGCGACUGCAGCCGUGCAGAACGAAGAAUCUUUUGCCACCCAACCUGGCUCAUCGGCUGUUCUUCCAAAGCGUACUUUGGUACCUGAGCAACCAACGGAACCACCUCAAAUGCCUAGAAGCCAGCCGAGACCACCGCAAGCCAAUCUACAGGAUCCCGAAGUUCAAUACAGAAAACUCCAGGAGCAGCUAGGUCUUGUCGAGCCUACCGGACUCGCCGUCAAUGAUCACGUCGAAUCGGAACCGGUCGAGCUACUCAGCACAGACCUCGGCUUCAAGAGCAUGAUAGGCAAGAACCAGGUCAAAACUAUGGAUUCUAGCAAACCCGCUACUACGCGGAAGAGGGCUAGGUUCAAUCUCGCCAAACCCAGGAGUGGGGGUGACUUGGAGUGA